Molecule: messenger RNA, 308 nt
Organism: Symbiodinium pilosum
Lineage: Eukaryota; Dinophyceae; Suessiales; Symbiodiniaceae
Source: the annotation of a GenBank genome assembly
AUGAACGUCUUUGGCCCCUUCAUUCCGGUGAGGUCUUGCGCACAAUUGGGCUCCGUAGUGCCUCUCUUUGCCAGCUUACGGUUAGACUUCACCCUGUCCUUGGCAGACAUGACCACCAUGGGAAGCGUUCUGCCGGUACGAAGUAGGUGUCAACCUGGAUUCAUGUUGUCCACCUUCUCAAGCGUAAGAUUUGGCCCAGCAUUGCCGGCCUUGGAUUUUGUCAACCUCGGAAGCACUUCAUCGGUUGGAACAAUCAGGAGCUCCCUCAUUUCGGACGGCUCCGACUCCACAUACCUCAAAAUCAGCUC